Messenger RNA from Oryzias melastigma (Indian medaka), 2503 nucleotides. It is a transcript of the gene cbfb, whose product is annotated as core-binding factor subunit beta. The record is from RefSeq and is a predicted model, not a curated record. The coding region runs from base 474 to 998 and encodes 174 amino acids. Gene Ontology annotation, cellular component: nucleus; core-binding factor complex. Gene Ontology annotation, biological process: regulation of transcription by RNA polymerase II. Gene Ontology annotation, molecular function: sequence-specific DNA binding; transcription coactivator activity. Lineage: Eukaryota; Metazoa; Chordata; Actinopteri; Beloniformes; Adrianichthyidae. The transcript has 7 exons.
AAUAAGUGGGCAGAAAUCCUCCUAAUUUGUGACCAAAAUCCAUUUUUACGCACAGAAAACCCGGCGCAGGUGAGACUCCAGAGCGCUCAUUUGAGAUUAUAGAGAGACAGGAGGAGCGACGGAGGCGGGAGGGGGGGCCACACGGUCAAAGUGAACCUCAUUGAUCGGAGCGGGUCACUUAAUGAGAACCAUUUGGAGCCAGAGGCGGCCCCGAGCGCGCAGCAGCCAGCCAGCAGAGGCAGACCGCGCAGGCACGGAGGCCGGCAGCUGAGCGAGCGCAGCGAGCGCGCCACAGGGGGAAGAGAAACCCAACCGAAGAGAAAAAAGAACCAGACUGACGCGGAAGAGGAGUGAGAGACGGCUGGGAGAAGAGGAACGGCUGCGCGCUCUGGGGGAACUUUUUUUCCCCCUUUUUUCUUUUUUGUUUUACGCACGAGGGAAGGGGCUCGAGUGGCCGUAAGAAGUCCGUAAAGAUGCCGCGGGUUGUCCCGGACCAGAGGAGCAAGUUUGAGAACGAGGAGUUUUUCCGCAAGUUGAGCCGGGAGUGCGAGAUUAAAUACACCGGUUUCAGAGACCGACCCCACGAAGAGAGACAAGCCCGCUUCCAGAACGCCUGCAGGGAUGGACGCUCUGAAGUUGCCUUUGUAGCGACGGGUACCAACCUCUCCCUCCAGUUUUUCCCUGCCAACCUUCACGGGGAUCAGAGGCAGGUUCCCACCAGGGAAUAUGUUGACUUUGAAAGAGAAACAGGAAAGGUCUACCUGAAAGCCCCCAUGAUCCUGAACGGGGUGUGUGUGAUCUGGAGAGGCUGGAUCGACCUGCAGAGGCUGGACGGGAUGGGGUAUCUAGAGUACGACCAGGAGAGGGCGCAGCAUGAGGACGCUUUGGCUCAAGCCGCCUUCGAAGAAGCCCGCCGCAGAACCAGAGACUUUGAGGACCGAGACCGGUCUCAUAGGGAGGAUCUGGAGGACCCUGUGGUUUCUAAAAUCUGGGACUGAUGACACACAGACAGAGAGCCAGCAGAAAAGAACAGGUCCAGACGACAGCAGGACCCCAGCCCUGGCUCAAACAUGGCCAACGCUGACAUGGAACACAAGAUGCGCUGACGAGGAAGAGGAAGAGGAGCAGAGAUCCACGGCUGUUCACUUUCAACACAAUCAGCUGAUCGUCACGUGAAGCCACAGCUGCAGGAUGUUUGUCAUUAUGCUUCAGUUGGUUUGAUGUGAUCCCCUUCACAUGCUGAACAUUUUUACAUUUGAACAACAAAGAAAAAUGGAACUGAUUGAAUUGAAAGUGAAUCUAAACUUUGAAAAGAAGGACUCAACAGAAGGAGAAGCAUUCUGCCCACAUUUACAAGUGUUCGAUUGACAGUUUUUAUACACAAAAUGAUGUUUUCUGUUCAUAGAAAAAAAUAUAUAAUGGAAAUCUUUAAGGGUUGAAUAGGAGGAGGAACCAGAAGAUUCAGAAAAAGAGGAUGUUGUAGCUCAGGGUCACUUUCAGGUUUCAGCAGCUGAGUCAGCAUGAAACUUAAAAGGAGAAAAACUCCACUUCUAUUAAUACGGCUGUACGUCUGAGCUCUCUUACUAAGCCUGCUGUUUUCUGAGACCAAAGUUAGCUGGAGGUAAGACAAAGCAGAAAGGUGUGGAGAAGUAUUCAGUUUUUUUAAAUAAAUUUCUCUUAAAAGCUUUAAAGUUUUUGUGUCCGGAUGCAUGUGAGGAAGCUCCGACGUCCUUUGUCUUCCGAACUGCAGAACCGAUGACUCCAAUACAAACAAGCCCCAAUUUAUUUGGAUGUUUUGUGACUUUUAGCACCAAGUGGAGAACGGUGUAAAGUUAAAGGGGCAACCCAGUAUUUGUGCGAUCAUGAAGCCCAAACUUUUGCGUCCAAACAUGCAGAAAACAUCCAAACGAAGCUGUGUAACAGAGAACAUGCAUGUUCAGAAUCCUGCAGCGCUGUGUGGAAGCAGCGCCCUCUUUCCCGCCCCGUCGCAGCACCAGUGAAAUGAAAUGUUUCUGUGAGUUGUAAUCCUGCUUUUGCUUGUGUGAAGGUCAUGAUGUUUACUUUUUGUCAUCUUCUCUCCUCUGUGUGUGCGUUCAUUUUGGUGUCAGCUUUGACACUUCUUCUAUGUAAAUCUGUUGUCAAAAUCAAAAUUUCUCCACAAAUUUGGGAGGUUUUACAACUUCUUUUUUUUUUUGCUUUCAUUUUUAAUGUAAUAUUUAAUGAUGAUGGUCGACACGUCCUCAGUCUUCCUGUUUUAUAUUUUGUGACUUUCUGUAGGAGAUUUUUCCUUUUUUUUGUUUUGUUUAUGAAGCUCAACGGUUUCAUCAUAUCAUAUUCGACACAAACCGGUUUGUGUGUCUUCAAUCUGAUUUUGUUCUCAACUUAAAAAGCAAACAGAUGAUUUGUGUUGUACAUUGAUGACCACAUGUUUGUAAAAUUUUACAAAAAGCUUUGGAUGAAACCAAAAUUACAAUAAAAAGUGAAAAAUAUCUGAAAACUCAGA